Messenger RNA from Sander lucioperca (pikeperch), 6633 nucleotides. RefSeq names its product CCR4-NOT transcription complex, subunit 6a (gene cnot6a). The transcript has 12 exons. Lineage: Eukaryota; Metazoa; Chordata; Actinopteri; Perciformes; Percidae. Gene Ontology annotation, biological process: nuclear-transcribed mRNA poly(A) tail shortening. The coding region runs from base 253 to 1932 and encodes 559 amino acids. Gene Ontology annotation, molecular function: protein binding; poly(A)-specific ribonuclease activity. The record is from RefSeq and is a predicted model, not a curated record. Gene Ontology annotation, cellular component: CCR4-NOT complex; cytoplasm; nucleus.
GGUAUUGUAUCCAUCCAUCUCAUGGUCCAUCACUCAUGAUUUAAGGGUUUAAUUCACUCUGGUUCAACAGCUGGUUGGGGCUGUCUACACGCUGACCAAUAGGAUCAAGCGCUGUUAUCGGCAGAAAAAAAAAAAAAAAAAUCCCUACUGUCGCCAUGAUACAGCAGCGGAAACGGGUGCGAAGUAGCUAGAAAACAAAAGAGAACACGCAGUCGUCCUCGCGAUUUGGUAUGCUCUUGCAGUGUUAUAGGAAUGCCCAAGGAAAAAUAUGACCCGCCGGAUCCCAGGCGGAUGUACACAAUUAUGUCUAGCGAAGAAGCAGCCAACGGGAAGAAAUCAUACUGGGCUGAGCUGGAAAUCAGCGGCCGAGUAAGGAGUCUCAGCACAGCCCUGUGGUCUCUCACCCACCUCACUGCCCUGCACAUCAGUGACAACUCAUUGUCACGCAUCCCACCAGACAUUGCCAAACUACACAACCUAGUGUACCUGGAUCUCUCAUCCAAUAAGAUCAGGACCCUGCCGGCAGAGCUCGGCAACAUGGUGUCUCUCAGGGAACUGCUUUUAAAUAACAACCAGUUGCGGGUUCUGCCAUUUGAAUUGGGGAAACUGUUUCAGUUACAAACACUGGGGUUGAAAGGAAACCCACUUGCACAAGAAAUUAUGAGCCUCUACCAGGAACCUGAUGGCACGCGGAGACUGCUCAGCUACUUGUUAGACAAUCUGGCAGGGGCUAUCAAGCGCUUACCAACAGAGCAGCCCCCAGCACGGUCGUGGAUCUCACUCCAGGAACCAGACCGAACACGGGCCUCAGCACUGUUCUCUGUUAUGUGCUACAAUGUGCUGUGUGAUAAAUACGCCACACGACAGCUAUAUGGCUACUGCCCUUCUUGGGCUCUAAACUGGGAGUACAGGAAGAAAUCCAUCAUGCAGGAGAUAAUGGGCUGCAAUGCAGACAUCAUCAGUUUGCAGGAAGUUGAGACAGAGCAGUACUACAAUUUCUUCUUGCCUGAGCUGAAGGAGCAGGGAUACGACGGGUUCUUCAGUCCAAAGUCACGAGCCAGGACUAUGUCCGAGUCGGAUCGUAAACAUGUGGACGGUUGUGCAGUUUUCUACAGGACGGAAAAGUUCAGUGCAGUGCAGAAGCACACAGUGGAGUUUAACCAGCUGGCCAUGGCUAACUCCGAGGGCUCAGAGGCUAUGCUGAACAGGGUGAUGACCAAGGACAACAUUGGGGUAGCUGUACUGCUUGAGGUUCGCAAAGAGAUGAUGGAGGCCUCAUCUGGAAAGUCACUCCAUGGCAUGGAGAAGCAGCUGCUCCUGGUAGCCAAUGCCCACAUGCACUGGGACCCAGAGUACUCUGACGUCAAGCUGGUCCAGACCAUGAUGUUCCUUUCAGAGGUGAAGAACAUAGUGGACAAGGCCACACGCAGCCUCAAGUUGUCCUCUGUCUCUGGUGAGACCAAUGCCAUUCCACUGGUGCUGUGUGCCGACCUCAACUCCUUGCCUGACUCUGGCGUAGUGGAGUACCUGAGUACUGGUGGGGUGGACUGCACCCACAAGGACUUCAAGGAGCUUCGUUAUAGCGACAGCCUGACCAAAUUCAACUGCAAUGGCAAGAGCAGCACGUCCAACGGCAGGAUCACUCACGCCUUCAAGCUGAAGAGCGCUUACGACAACGGCCUGAUGCCUUACACCAACUACACCUUUGACUUCAAGGGUGUCAUCGACUAUAUUUUCUACUCUAAGCCUCACCUGAACGUGCUGGGUAUCUUGGGCCCUCUGGACCCCCACUGGCUUGUAGAGAACAAUGUCAGCGGCUGCCCACAUCCCCAUAUCCCCUCCGACCACUUCUCCCUCUUCGGCCAGCUGGAGCUGCUCCUGCCCAACUUGCCCCCACAGGUCAAUGGGCUCCAUCUGCCUGCACGCAGGUAGUGAGUCCCUGCCACGCCACCAGGGGGAGCUGCAACCACAGCCUCACCCUUUCAAACCCUCCUCCCUCCCACUACCAGCUCUUCCCUCCACCAUACCGGAGGAGGAAGACAAAUACACAACCUGUAAAAUAUUCGUACAGUGAGGUCUGGCCGACAGGGAUUUCGUAUAAUGUUAUAGAUAUUCUAUAUUUUUCUUUCUCCGUUUUUCUUUUGUUAUUUUUUUAACUGCUCGAUUCAGUCCUGUUCAUGUAUCAUAUUUUGUGUUUUGGACUACCUUUCCUCUUCAAAUCCACCCACCCAACCACUUUGCUUCUGUCUUUCAAACUAGAGGGGAUGGUAGCUCGUUUAGUUCUGUCACAUCGGGCACUGUUUGGUUUUAGAACAAGGAGAAACUGAGAAAUGGCUGAGGGGACAUUCACCUUAAAAGCUCCAUAGCUGAUGGUCUGCCUGUCUGUCUGUCCUGUAUAAAUCUGAAACCAGCAAAGACAGCAGACUUGUCAGUCUCAGACAUCCAUCAUUGGCUUGUGCUUGUUCACCUCUGUAGCCAGCUUACUUUCUCAGUCUUUCUAGGAUGCACACUUUUGUUGAGUCAGGUGUUGUUGGGUUAGAGCAGCUUUUCGCUAGUAGUUGAGCAUCCCUGGAGGUGGAUGUAAGCUCGUAUGUACGCAGCUCGUAUGAUGUUAGAUUUCCUGCUGUCACUCUGUGGUGCUGAGGCCUUUUGUGUGGUCCUGGCCUCCCGUGGUGCUACAAGAUAGUCUACACCUCUGACCCCGGCCCUGGUGCAUUUGCUACCAAACCCACAGAUGCCUCAAGAACCAGGUGUCCGAGAACUACGUUUGCCCAAUUUCACAUGGGCUGUAUGUGGUGUUAAUUUGGGAAGGAAGGAUGUGGUGAGAAACUGAUAGCAGCUACCAUCCUGUUUGCAGACUGUUUCACCCCAGCUUUUGUAGUUGUUAGGCUAGUUUUGUGCUUAGGAGUUCAUGAGGUUCCCAUUUUUGGGCAUGGAUUUAGGCUGAUGGGCAAAGUGAUGUGGGGCCUUCACAAAUCUUUUUUUUAUUUUGAUUGCUAUAAGGCAGAGAGAGCGAGUAAUGGCUGAUACACAGGAGUAAAACCAGCAUUCCUCUCACUGUCUGGAGUUGCCAUCCAACUCCACACAUGCAAGCUCACACAGACACACAGACACACACACACACACACACACACACACACACACACACACACGACACAGGUAAUUUGCAGAUCUGUAGCACUGUCUCCGAGGCCAGUAGUGACUUUCCCCAGCCAUAAAUUCCAUACACAAAAGCAGUGGUUUUUUUCACAAGUGUUUGUACAGAAUAGAAAUCUAGACUCAGUCUUUACAUGAUUGUAUAUGAACCACAAAAGACCUGUUUUCUGGCGUUUUUUGUACUAGAGUAAAUUAUGAUCAGAUUUGAAAAAAAGAUUGUAUUGUAAACUAUGGCGAAAUUUUUAUCCAGUUAAUGUUGAGAUGAAUUGAUAUUACCAGCUUGUACAAAAGACGUAAGAAGAGGUUGUUCAAGGCGUUCACUGUCACUACUUUGCACUCCCUAGAUAUUACCUGUAAUUAAUGUAUCAUUGUUUUAUUUUAAACUUACCCCCCCGCUGUUUUGUUUUGCUGGCAUAUUGCUGCGAUUGUAAAUAGACACUGAGUAAACUCCGCCUGUUGCUUCUUGCCCAUUAACAAAGCCAUUGAUCCACACUGCUGCCAUCAGUUCAGACAAAAGAACAUGCAAGGACGAGUCAUAACCCACCAGUGACUCCACAUCUGUUCAUCUAUAUAGUUCACACACACUCCCACUAGUGACGUGUGACUGAUACAACCUAUUUUAAUCCUACAUGUACAAGAAAACAUCGUGCCUCACUGUAGCAGUUGUCGUUGUCUUGCACUAUUUACAUUUGACGAACGCCUGAACAACCUUUUCUCAUUUUAUUUUUAAAUACUGUUGAGACAUUUGUGAGGAUUUUAUGUCCUUUUAUUGUUUUUUGUUAAUAUUGAUUUCCUUUUUUAUGAGCUGUGACAAUGUUAUGAUGAUGUGUAUAUCCUUCCUAUUCAUUGAGCUCUCUAGUAAUCAGGUAUGCUUUCUCCACCGACCCUUUGUACCCUCCUCAAGGAACACGGAGGACACAAGGAGUAGGAUGUCUAAUCUUUGUUAAAGCCACUCGGAUUGUUAUGCUCCCUAUUUGUACCUUAGCACAGCUCCAUGCCCAGACCGCCAACAUAUCUAGCCCUUAGCUCCUUCCCUGGCCAUGCGUUUUAAAUCUCCUUAAGCCUGUCCAUCACCCUAUACCCCCCCAACCUCCAUCGCCUAACCUCAGACCUUCACUACCGACCCAUAUUACUCAAGCUGUGUAUUUUAAACCCCUUUUCUCAAUCAUUCUGUAUAGUUCUCUUACCCUCGUCACUGCAGCUAUAGUGCCAUCCGUGGACCCCCUACCUCUGUAUUGAAAAAUGUAGAAGGCCCACUUUGCUCUGCUUUUGGCUGAACAAAGGAUGAGGGGCAGUGAGCUCAGCUAUUUCUCUCUGAAAGCCAGGCAAAUACGUUGCUAUGAUUCAAAUGGGUUACAUCUCAACAAAUGAGAAAUCUGUCAGUGGUUAGACAAUUAAUUCAACAGACAUGCUGUUACGCGGAUACACCGUAUAAUAAGCACUUAGUAAAUUCAGAUGCAGCUCCCCUCACUCCCUGGCCCAUCAUAUUGGCAAAUAAAGAUCUAAUUCACUUAAUUGUAUAUGUUGAAAUGACAUUUUUAAAGCACGAGGGAAGCAAGUAAAUAGGAAGUAUUAAUUAAGUCCUAAGGUAGGUUUCUUGUCCCAUUUGUUUCCCCCUACAUGUUUGUCUUUUAACUUUUUGUUUUCCAAUGGAAACCAGUGUGUCCAGUUUGAUCUGUUUUUCCUGAAUGGCAUUAGUAUUGUAGUAGAUUUAAAGGCUAGCUUUUUUGUAAAGUGUGAAUAAAAGAUGUAUCUCAUGUUUCCUUUCUAAAAAGAUAUUGAAUUGUGUUGUGUAAAUCAUGAAUUCUAUGAUGGUGUUUUGUUUGCUACAUUGUUUUUACCUUUACUCAAUAUAUAUUUUCCCCCCAUAUACUCUUAUCCCCAUCACAAACCAAAUCCUCUGUAGAAAUCAUGAGCCGUUGUCUUGAUGGUUGAUUAGAGAAGUUGAAUGUUCCUGAUGAUGCCUCGUAGAAUGAAGGAUUGAGAGAUCAUUGGAGGAAAAGUACCUGCAUCGUAGGUAUAAGCAAAAACUUUCAGCACAGGGAUAUUCAGUGUGUUAUUUUAACAACAAAAACACAUUACUUUUCAGCUUUAUUUUGGAUGUUGCAUGGCACUAGCUGGAGAGUGCUAGUGCCUGUAGGUUAGGGCAGCAGAGCUGUCUUACUAGUGGCUGCAGUUCAGUACUGGAGAACACUGUUCUGACUGGUGUAAAACGUGUUUGUAAGACUAAGCCAAUGGAGCGCCGCUGGUCGCUAGGCUGGUCCUGUGAUGAUUUUGAGUACUACUAGUCCGUUUCACUCUGUUUUUUGUGCAUCACAGUAGUUAAAACCUGUUACACUAGCUAGCUACUAUUGGUAGUCACUGAUUUGACUCAAGUAUUUUUGGUUGUUGACUCCCCCUCUCCUCAUCACCCUCUUGUUAAACCACAGACUGGCUUCUGAUUGAAAAUCUGGCAAAUCACAGAGCUGAGUUAUGUCACCCUGUAAGCUUUGGCGAGUGAUCACAUUGUUGGCUUUGUACUUUCCUCUGUUGCAUUGUGUUUCAUAGUUGGCUUGUUUAGGCUUUGAGUAAUUUCCCAGACUGCAUCUCUUUGUAACGGUGCACACCAAAGCUGCUUGUAGUCCAGUUCUCUGUUGUAGAGCGACUUCAUUUACCAACCAGAUGUUUUUUAAAAAAAAAAUCCAAAUCAUAGUCUUUGUGAAAUGUAGGGCUCUAUGAAAAGCAAGGUACUUCUGUCCUUUUUUUCCUUGAAUCACAUGAACAUGUUGCAACCAUAAUCAUACUCUUGUUGGGGUUUGGUUUCUCAGUCCAUCAACUCCUUUUAAAUGCAUCCUUUUAAAAAAAAUAAAUAAAAAUACUUGGCAAUAAUACGCAAAUAUUCAGACACAUUCAGAAUGGGUUUUUAAAUAGUUUAUCUGGAAAAUGUAGCUAUUUCAUCUAUCAAACUUUUUUUUUACCUUCAAACUCCAUCUUCAACCUUCUAGACCGUUGUUACCUGAACACCUUUUUUUUCCUCUUUAUCAUCCAUCUUGUAUAUUUGCUCAUCUCCGUUUCCCUGCCGAUCUAGUAGUAGUUGUUCAAUGAUCAGGAUUGUCUAUCUGUAGUCAGCUGAGUACAUAUAUUGAUCUUUGUCACUGUGUUUAUGCACUGGACCAACUAUUGUUUACCAUUCAUGAAAUACCAGCAAAAAAAAAAUUAAUAAUGACAAAACACUUGCACAAUGUUGUAGAAUGUCCAUUAAUCCAGAUAAGAAAUCAAGGCAGCUGUUUUCAAAUCAACACAUACUGUUUUAAAAAGAAACUGAAUGGUAAACAAUGCUUUCUGUUGAACCUUUUAGCCGUCCUCUCGAUUCUCUUUGGACUAGUUUUGUUCUUUAAUUUGUUUCUGUUUGACUACAGGUUCGGCUUGUUUCCUUUACACCUACCUAUGUAUUUUCCUACUCCUGGUUGAAAAUAAAUUCUAUAUUAUCUGUUUCAA